Messenger RNA from Manduca sexta (tobacco hornworm), 456 nucleotides. RefSeq names its product PAXIP1-associated glutamate-rich protein 1 (gene Pa1). The coding region runs from base 1 to 456 and encodes 151 amino acids. The transcript has a single exon. The record is from RefSeq and is a predicted model, not a curated record. Lineage: Eukaryota; Metazoa; Arthropoda; Insecta; Lepidoptera; Sphingidae.
AUGGCAACCGAAUUACAAGGCGACGACUGGGACCUACCUUGUUCAGAUGACGAAUUAUCAAAAAGCGGUGUAUUUAUUGGAAAAAAUUGGAUGCCUGACCCAGCAGAACUUGAAGAGCUUUACAAGAGUAUUGAUAAAAGUGGCACCUUAAGCUUAGAGUGGAAGUGUCCUGGGAGACGACAGCCCUCACCAGUGCCGGUUAGCAAAGAAAACCAGCCAGAAAUACCACAGUCCCCGAUAAGAGAAGAGAAAUCAGACUUCGAUUUUAUGGACGAAGUUAGUUCAUUACGGCUUCGUGUGCGGAGGGAGGGAGAAGAUACACUGAGAGGCUCCGCAAAGAAAAAGACGACUUCAUUUGAUGGGAUUUUAUCCAACAUGAUCAGACACAAAAGGAUUGAGCAAAUGGAAAAGCAAGCAAAUACUUCGCCUGCACCACCAUCAUCAAAUGCCAGCUGA